This is a messenger RNA of Hylaeus volcanicus, 1409 nucleotides long. It is a transcript of the gene Prosbeta6, whose product is annotated as proteasome subunit beta type-1. The record is from RefSeq and is a predicted model, not a curated record. The coding region runs from base 121 to 831 and encodes 236 amino acids. NCBI's taxonomy places the organism in Eukaryota, Metazoa, Arthropoda, Insecta, Hymenoptera, Colletidae. Gene Ontology annotation, cellular component: proteasome core complex. The transcript is spliced from 4 exons.
AGUAGAAUGCGUUCGUGUGUAGGAAAUGUUAUUUUGCAUCACCAUCCUCGACGCAAAGUGUAGUGUCAUUCAUUGAAAGUGAUUAAAAUUUCUUUAGUUUUCGAGAAUACUUGGAGAGAAAUGGCUCUUUUGAGUGAAAAUCCACGCAGAUCGUUGCCAGACUAUGAAACAGAAGCUGCGAAAAUGAAAAGUUUCAGCCCGUACGCUGAUAACGGAGGAAGCGUUAUAGCCCUCGCUGGAGACGACUUCUGUGUGAUAGCAGCAGACACGCGUCUCAGCACGGGAUACUCCAUUUAUACCCGUGAACAACAGAAAUUAUUCACCUUAUCAAACACAACUAUCUUAGGGUGUUCCGGAUGUUGGUGUGAUACACUCACUUUAACUCGACUCCUAUCAGCUCGAAUGCAGAUGUAUCAACAUGAACACCAGAAAGAAAUGACAACACCAGCAGUAGCACAAAUGUUGUCAACAAUGUUAUACUAUAAACGUUUCUUUCCCUAUUAUGUUAGUAAUAUUGUCGGUGGAAUAAAUGAUGAAGGUAAAGGAUGUGUAUACAGUUAUGAUCCAAUUGGCCAUUGCGAACUGACAAAAUAUAGAGCAGGUGGCUCUGCUGGUGCACUUUUGCAACCUCUUCUUGAUAACCAGAUUGGUUACAAAAAUCAAGAAGGCGUCGAACACGCUCCUUUGACCCAAGAAAAAGCUAUUGCUGUAAUAAAAGAUGUUUUCAUUUCAGCAGCAGAAAGAGAUAUUUAUACAGGUGACUCUAUAAGCAUUAAAGUUGUAACGAAAGAUGGUAUACAAGAUUUAAGUUUUGCAUUGAGGAGAGAUUAAAUUUUCAUAUUGGAUUAAAAUGAUGUAUCACCAGAUUUCUGUACGAAUAAAGUUAACUCUAAAUCGUAUAAUUAAUAUUUAUUUAGUAAUUCCUUAUUUUUAUAUACAACUACUGUGAUGUAUGUUGAAAUAUCGUUACACUAUAAAUUAAUACUUUAAUCGCUAUGCAAAUAUUUCGACGUAUGAUGUUCAUGUGUGGAUGCGUGUAUAAAAAUUCUAUUUGUUUAACAAUGAAAACAUUAAACUACUACUGUCGAAUCGCUGAUUCAUGUACAUACACAUAUCGACAAUCUUAUACCUCUACUUGCAUUAAUACUAUAUCGUUUAACCUACGUUAAUCAAACUUCGAAAAACCGAGAAAUAAAUAUGUAAUAGAAUCCAGUACAUUUAAAUUUGUAACGAAAUCAUACACAAAGAUACUUGAUUUUUGUUUGCAGUUUUCACAUUGAUAGUUUUUUUUCUUUUUAUGUUAGAUACAAACAUACUCCUUGCAUUUCAUACUUGAAGGCAUAUUAUAAUAAUCUAUUUUACAAUACACAAUAAUAUAUUUAAUAAAAUAAUAUUUUAUUUAAAGUAUA